This is a messenger RNA of Pipra filicauda (Wire-tailed manakin), 10906 nucleotides long. It is a transcript of the gene REDIC1, whose product is annotated as chromosome unknown C12orf40 homolog. The record is from RefSeq and is a predicted model, not a curated record. The transcript is spliced from 13 exons. The coding region runs from base 7851 to 10208 and encodes 785 amino acids. Lineage: Eukaryota; Metazoa; Chordata; Aves; Passeriformes; Pipridae.
GAAACUGCAGGGGGAGAAUCAGAGUACUUAAAAAAUACUUCAGGUUCUUUUACACCUUGAAAAUGUAGUAGUAAGGGAGCUGUAUAAGAUGAUAUAUGAUAAAGCAUUAGUUUAGGGUGUGUAUAUAAAAGCAGAAUUUAAGAAUGUGCUGAGCAUAUAGGAGUGCUGAGCAGCCCGGCCUUUCCCUAGAAAUGGAGAGUAAGGCCACCAGUCUCUUGGUAACUCAGCAAAUGCUGUCACUUUACUGUUAUAAAGCAGCCCCCUUUAGUGGGAACAGGGUGCAGUGAUGAUGUUUAGAGAGCAACAGAAGCUUCAGGAUGAGGGAAUGAUAUCUUUGAUUUGAGAGCGAGCAAGCUUUGCUUUUAAAAAUCAGACAUCAUUUAUCUAAACAUCCAGGUGCCUUCCAAAAAGUCCAAUAAGCCAAGACCAGCAGGAAAAGACCAAGAAACAUCUAUUUCUCAUUUCUUCCUAGGAGAUUGCACAAAUUCCGUCCACAAUGGGCUGGACAGUUACUUAGAGAAGAUGUGAGGUAAUUUUGGAGUUUAUUGUAUUUUUACCAGUGAGGACAGGCUAGAGAUUUAGACAGAGACCUUUCUAGCCUUUUUUUUUUUUUUAAUAACUCAAAUAAAGCUAGAAAAAUGUCAAAAUCUGACCUAGUGCAGUUCAGCUAACUUUCAGUUAGUAGGUAGGCCUGAUUUCACUGCAGGUUGUUUUGUCAGUAAAAUAGGAAGGUUUUUCAGUGCACAGACACAAGAUACACUGGCUAAGAAAUUGCUUUACUUAGGCUUUGUUGUUUUUUUAAUCAUGAUCUCCAACUGCAUACUUCCCUUUCUGGCUUGUGUGUACCACAGCAUACUCUAAGAUUUUGCCAAACCACAGCUAUUUGCAAUAUUCCAUUACUCUAGCGUUUUCUUACAAAGGGGAAAGUUCACAGAUCUCUUUUGGUUCUGCAUGUCUGCUGACCUUUCGCUUUGCAAGAUCCUGGACGACUGAAAUUUCUGGUGGCUUGGUGGUUAGUGCAGACGUACACCCCACAGUCAGAUCUGUGGGAACAUUUAAGUGAAGCAAAUCUUACUGUGCAGUGUUUCAGUCAAUAAAAGAAAUGUAUUUCCUCCUUUUGAAAGCAUGAAGAAAAGCCUAAACUGUUGUUUUAAAUACUCUCUUUCUUCUGUUCUUGCUGCCUCAAGAGUUUUGCUCUGCCACAGUCCUGCUCAGUAGUCCGUGCACAAACUCCUCUUUGUGAAGCAUGGCCUUAGGUGUUAGAUUUUUAUAUUUUUUUAAUGCUGAAGGCAGCAAUUUUACUACAUUUAGUCAUAAUAAAAGUUCACAAUAUUACUCGAAAAAUAAUUAAUAAAGCUGCAGUAAUAUUGGUGCAGUGUUCAGUGAAGUUUGAGUAAUUGAAGCUGUGAGAUUGGAGGGAUGUUGAUAUUGGAACCAGAAUGUUUGGGGGUUUAUCCUCUCUAAAGGAAAAACACAUUUGUUAGUGUCAAAUGAUUGUUUUUUAGUCAUAUGGUUAGUUUUCACCAAAUGCGUUAAAAUAACUUGUGUGCAGGAACCAAUAACUGAGGAGGAAAAAGAAAUGGCGAUAAUGAGUAUUAGAGUGACUAACGUCCAUGAAUGUUUGAAUAUGUAGGAACUAGAGUGUAAUCAUGGCAACUGAUGCCUCUUUUUUUCUCUUCUGUUUUAAUCCCGCUGGCUCCCACACCAGCACUUGGUCCUUGCACAACUCUGUGGUUGCAGUGGAGGUAGUGGAAUUGGAAUGUGAAGGCUGUUAUGCAAGAGAUAUCAAUCAGUCCUACUCCAUGAUCAUUUUUUGUAUCUUUUGAUUCAGUGUUUGAAAAAACAAAGCGUGCAACUUUUUAAGCAAAAGGCCAUUUACCUGAUGUUUUAUAUGAUCCUAACAGAAGGUCCCAUAGCCGUUAUGUCAAUGUGCAGUAAACUGGAAUUUCCUCACUGCUUAUGGAGUUAUCCACUGUGCCAUAAAGACAUACAAAAUAAAAAAUAAAGAUACUGAAAAAUAGAUAUAAAUUAUGCAUUUUGAAUCAUUACUAUUUAUGAUCUUUAACAUUUAGAUAUGCAUAGGUCAUGUAUACAGUACAUAGCAGCUUCUAUGUGGAUGAGUAUGUCAUGAAUCCACACAGUGCUUGUUGUUUUCAAAUACUAAUACUGAACUGUAAAUAAUGUCUAAAAUAUGUUGUACUGUAAUAUGGUGAGCUGGGAACGUCUGUUAUUUUCUUUAAUUUUGAGCUGUAUAUUUUAUCAUAGUGGUGUGGGAAUAGUAGGACUCAGCUUGAGCCAGAUUCAAGAGAGGAUGAACAUACAAGUCAUUAAUCAAGUAAAUACCUUACUCUGAAGUACUUCCAAAUUUUCUGUUUACUUUAAUGUCAUCCCUUACAUAAGUACAGAAAUACACCCACAGAAAGAGUUUGCAAUGUCAAGGCACACCAAUGACAAAUUUGAUGUUUUUAUCAGAAAAGGGUGAUAAGAUACCCUGACCUUUGAUUUCAAGUUUGUAUCAGCAGAAAUUAUCUGCUUAUUCAGCCUAGUUUAGAGAAGCUAUUGACUAUAUUCAUAUACCUCAGUAGAAUAUCCAGACACUGUAAUUCCUUUAGGAUCUGGAGAUCUAAGCCAAGCAAGGAGCUUCAGGUUUAAAAUCACAGAGGUAGAAGCUUGUCGAAAAAGUGUCACUGUGGUGAGACUGGCCUGAUCCUACCAAGCAGUUGAUUCCAACUCUUUUGGUCCUAAUGGGGCUGUAGGGUACCCAGAAUAGCCAGAGGUGUGUUAUGGCAAGAGAGGAGAGAGGAAAUAGGGAGAUCCUACUCUGUUGUUUGGCUCCUGAGUGUAGACAUCACAGAGAUGGUGUAAAUGGGGGGCAUUCCCACACCAGGAGUCCUCUUUCCCUUACUCUGUCUUUAGGGAGAUGCAUACUUGCUGCUGUAAAUUUGAACCCUGUAUGACUUGUGGGUUCUGAUAGUUUAUCCAUAAGGGAUUUGAGUAAUCCGACUGAUGGGACAGUCAAUAGCAGACCAAUCACAAACAAUUCUGACUUCUGAGAACAGUGAGAUUCUAGAUAGAAUACAGCUCUAGAAAGAAGUGUAAACAAGUUGUUUUCCCUUUACGAAGAGAGAGGGACAGGGAAAAGGCCAAGGAUGGAGAAGAUCAAUGUCAGCUGUUCCAACCACAGUAAACUGCCAAGUUAGGAUCUCAGACAAAGAAUUACCAUUUCAGUAUUUACACUUAAAUACUUAAAAACUUAAAUAUCUGUAUGUUUUGGACAUAUUUCUCUUUCUCGUUAAGCUUAUUUCUUAUUUCAUACAGGUAAUUCAGCUGAAUCAGCGUGUGUCUUUUUUAUGCUUUCAGAAGUCUUGAAUAUGUUACAUAUGUUUUUAAAGGUUUUGCUUUGAGUUUCUUUCUGUUUAAGGUUUCUAUUCUCAGAUCAUCUGAAGAAAAUGCAACCUUAUUAAACCUUUUCUCAAGUGCAUUGUGAACACUUUAAAUAAGCUAUAUGCCAAGUACAAUAGUACAGGUAAAAGUGGUAAAAUCAUGUAGCUGGUAUCAGUUAGCAAUGGUGCUACUGGCUCUGCCCUCAGCAGAGCCAGUGUUCUACUCUGCAAAAGUGCAGGCAGGAAUAAAUCCAGGAAAAUAAUCUCUUCUACUCAUACACCCCAAACACGGGAUCUGCUGCCAUCCUUUUGUUAUGCCUCAAGAAUUUUUGAGGGUUUGCAGCUGGUAUGACAACACAAAGAUCAUCUACUGUAGUUUAUUUAUUAACUCUUAUUUGGGAGACUUCUAAAUAUUAAGAAGAAGCAAACUGGUUCAGACCAGUGCUCCAUCGAGCACAGGAAUCUGCCUCUAACAAUAGCUCUAAGCAGAUACCCAAGGAAGAAAAAGAAUUGCAAUUACAUGUGAUGCUGCCUCCCCUGCUACAGCUUCAUACUCUCCCACCCUCUGACCGUUUUUAACUGUGAGAAUUUUGAGAGUGAGAGGUUUUUCUGUUAAAUAUUCUACUCUUAAAAGUACUUGUCCAGUCUCUCUUGAAAUAAUGUAAAGUCUUAUACAAAUAAUAACGUCUAUGGCAAGCAAUUCCUCAGAUCUACCAUAUCAUAUAUGAAGAAUCCCUCCUUUCAUCUUGAUUUGACCCUGAAUCCCACAGGCUCCACUUUAUGGCCACCUAUGCCUGUUCUGGAAGAGGCAUUCAACAGUGGAGCUCGCUCUUCCUCACUCUCUCCCACUCUCCUCUCACCCAGCAACUUUCCCAUCUCAGGAGUUCGUCAACCUCUAUUCCAUAUCAGCCCCCAGCCAUUGACUACAGCGAUACCAGAACUAAAUAUUCUCCUCCCUUUCUUUUGCAUUUUAAUAAAUGGCAGGACUUUCCCUUUUGUUUCAUUGCUUCUUAGUUUUCUUAAAACCUUAAGUAACAGAUGUUGUCAGCAGCCUUAAUUAAAUCCAUCAAGACUACAGCAAUCGCUCUUUUCUACAUGUUUAUGAGGCAGCAAAUUCUGUCUGCAGAAGGUACACUAUAGGUCAGCUUUUCACAUGCUGACCUACAUUAUAGUUCCUGCAAUUUUUUAUGCAGAAGUAAGCUUUCUGGAUUGCCACAGAAUUAUUAUUUCUCAAAAUUGUCACGUUUACUACCCUCUAGUCUCUAAAACUACUCCAAAAUCAAGUUAUACAUGGUCAUAGUGCUUCAUUAUAGAACUCUUCAGUGAAUACCAUUUAGUCCCGAUGCUUUGCUAGUCUUUGUUCGGUCUUGGUUAAGAUGAUUUUGACUAUCUGUUGUUAUUUUCACUUUGGACUGAUCCUCACUGAGUUCUCCAGAAAGGAUUCCUGUAUAAAGUUCUCCCCACUUUCCUCAUCAAUGAAUACCGAUGCAAGAAGACUAACUUAUCUUUUCUGUAACAUCCAUGUCUCUUCUGAGCACUUAUGUUUUACCUUGGCCCUCAACUGGCCCUCUAGCAAGCUUUGUUCCUAGUUGAUGUGAAGAAGAGUGAUUUAGUAGUUUGGUUCCUUUGCCUAGUUGUUUCCCAAAUUCUUUUUGGCCUAUCUAAUUGUAUUUUUGUGUUUCUCAGAGUUCAUGUUCCUUACUGUUAUCUUCUUUUGAAUGCAGUAUAGCUAUUUGCUGUGGUUCAGACUGUUUCUUUUUUUCAAGUCUGGUAUCCUUCAGCUUUUUCCUAGCACACGUAAAGAUUUAAUUCUUUUAGCUCCCUCUCCUAAUUUGUUCUUAACAAGACUGACAUUGUUCCCUUACUGGAGUUUAGCACAUCUGCAGAGGAUUCUUUGGUCUUUUUUAAUCUUUAUAGAAAUACUGUUUUCAUAAAAUGGGGUUUUCAGCAUUCUGAAAACAGAUGUCGUGCGUUGUUCUCCAUCAAGCCAAGGACUGCACCUAGUCUUGAGGGUUCAUUCAGUGAAAAAUUAUUCCAUCUAAAUAACACCAGCUAAGAAUGGCAUCUGCUUCAUAUAGCAAUGUGUCAACCUACUGUUGUCAGUGGUACUGUCCUGGCUGGUGGUUUGCCAUGUAGAUCGAAUCCCAUGUUCUUCCCAGAUGGGCAUUGGAUUUUGACCCAGGCAGAUUAACUGCUUCUCUCUGAGCUGACCAGUUUGCUAUGUUUGGAAACUGUUUAGCCUCUCUACUAUCUACUGUCUCUAUACCCUUUCAAGGUGAAUAGAGGAAGGGCCUUUCAUUAAAUUAAUUGAAAGAGAGAUCUGUCUUUCAAGAGGAGCUACUUUUAAAAGGAGCAACUUUGUUUUUAAAUCAAGUUUUGUCCUCUGUUUUAAACCUCCUCAGACUCUUAUCAUGACUUUGCAAUAUCACAGCCAUCUUUUAAAAAGAACUUUUUAGGGCAGAACAAUCAACCAGGUUAGUGUAAAACACCACAGAUAGUGUUGCUUUUUUUCUUUAUAAACUGAUCUCUCAAGGAGGAAAUGGACAUAGAUCACUGACUGGAAGAAGACCAUGCAACUCUGUAAACAAAGAUUAAGCACUGCAUUUGCCAAAGGAAAGCUUCCACUUGGAACAGUCAGGCUUCUUUUAGUUGUGCAUUCCUAGUAUUAGCUAAUUAGGCUGAUAUUUAGGGACCUAAAUAAGUGCAUACUGGUAUUUAAAAGUACCAAAAAUUCCUACCCUGGAUAGAGAUUCAAAAGCAUUUCAGUUACUCUGCAUCUUACUUAUUAAACUUACUUACUUACUUAAAGCUGGAUGCUUUGAGUUGCACAGUCAACACUUCAACACCAGCCUUCUGUAGAAAUGCAUUCUUGCAUCAGAUAAAUGGUACACUACUUUGAACUGCUUUGCUAUGUCACUUGUAUCUAGAGCUGAUCUGAUAAUGAAGAAGCAUAUCAGAGAGGAAAACUCCAGUGAUGGAGGUUGGAAAGCUGUUCUGAAGAAGAUCCUGUAUAAUACUUUCUUAACAAAACAUGAGAGGCAGUUAUUCUGAAGGGUGGCUGUAAAAGUUAGAAAAAGGGGAAAUCUUUAAACUUCAGUUUUUGACACAUAGAGAAAGUCUUUCUUCUAUACUUACUUAACUUCCCAGAAAAUCAGCUAAGCUCCAUGAAACUCAUUCUCAUGACCUUUUAAAAAUUAACAGUAAUGACCUGCAAUUCUUGAAAAUUAAGAUGUCACUCAGACAUCCAAAACAAUUAUUUCAAACUUUUCAAAUGUUCAGUCAAGGCACAACAUGCAGAUACUGGAAAUAUAGUCAUAUACAUCUCAGGUCUUAUUUAAUUGUUUACUUUGCCUUCCUCAAAAAAGAACUGAUUCUUUAUUUUAUGGAUGUUUGAAAGGUCUUUAUCUGCAGAAAAUAAUUUGAGGAGAAGAUUUCUUAUGUUGAAAAAUAAUUAAUUGAAGCUGCCGUGUCACUUUUCCAGGAUUCUACAAAUAACUGCUAACUACCAGACUAAAUAAAUCAAACAUAAAGAAAAGUGCACUUUUUUCUUUAAAUCUAGACAAUACUAUAGAAAAGUAAGGGUGAUGGUGAUACAGAAAACAUGAUAUAUUAGAAAAACAAAAGUAAAAGGUAUUUGAAUAUGUUAGGCAUGAAACUUCAUCUUAGACAUAGUAUUAACAUGUGAAACAUUUACAUUAGAUGGAAUUGAAAAUAAAAGUUAAUGUUUGAAGUGAUUAAAUUAGUUAAAUUAACUUUCAUUCUGUCAUCUAUCAUAUGAGCUGUAGAGGCACAUAGACUUAAAAUAUAGAUAUUACCUAUUGUGAUGAUUUUAAUCUAGUGUUGUUACAAUAACCAAUUAUGCAUACUAUUCCGAUUCUAUAAACACCCUAAUCAAAUUAGAAGUAUUACAAAGAAAAAAAUCUUGGGUCAUUUUUAAUAUUAGACUCCUAAUAUCUACUCUGAGCAUCCUUCCCACUGAUGUAUUAAUUCUAAACAAACUUUAGUACCCUGAGAAAUAUUAGGCUAAAGAUAACUCAGUAAAGAAAUGCCACAGGAAAAGAUUCAUGUAAAAUUUGAUGAUUGUUUUGUAAAUGGGUGCCUUCACUUGCUGAAACAAUGGCAGGGAGUCACAGGGAAGGGAGCGAGUGGAGCUGUGUUGCUGCUAAGAUGCCCUGGGAGCACAGGGAGCACCUGCAGCUCUGCAUCUCUCCUGGAGGGUUUAUCACAUUUGCACACAAAAGGUCAUCAGACAGACCCAAGGGCAACAACACUUGCUAGUAGAAAAUGCUCAUUGAUUCCCUUGUUGCCCCUAAGUUACCUGAGGAAGAGCGGGAUGGGGAGGAAGGUGCUUCUCUCUUGCCUUAAAAGUAUGGUGGUUGUAGCAAAGACAAGCUGGCCCUGAAAGACAAAUCAAUUCACUUGGGACAGCAAGAGGUUUUUGCAAGGACACCCCCUUGCAAAAGAGCAAUGGCUUCUGGCAGCAGCCUGUAUGGAAACAUGGUGGGUAGAGGAGGAGCAGCAGCAACCAGAGUAUCACUUCCUCCCCAUCAGCUGCUUUGCUUGGUUUUCUGCAUCCUUCCCUUUUGGCUGUGUGUCCCUGCACCACCCUUUCCUUCUUCUCUGCUAGCCUGGGGACAUGGGGAGCAGCUGCCCUGGUGCUCCCAGGGAGGAGGAGACCCUGCAGGAGGGCCCUGUGGCCCUGCUGGGGGGCUGCAAACCAUCUCUGUCGUGGCCAUCGCCCCCACCUCCAGCCCUCCCUCCCUCCCUCCUCAGCAGCAGAAAAUGAACUGGGUUGGUGGCAGUCGGAGCAGAAUCAUAUUAAAGCAGGAAAGGAGAAAACAAAAGGAAUACUUUGAAAAAAAGAAACUUAAAUCAAAAAUGAAGCUUCUGGAAGUAUCAUCUCCUAAAAGUUCAGCAGUCAGUUUAGAUCUUCUUAAUCUCUAUGUGGUUAACCAGAUAUCAACCAAAAAAGACAACACCGAGAAUGUGAGGAAGCCAGUCCACGUGGAUAUCAUUGAAGAUGUAAAAAAACUUCCUGGGAGACACAACUUAGAGCUUCCCACGUCACCACUACAUACACAACAUAAGUCAAACCUAGAUGAUCUCCAGAACAGGUUACAAAAGCAAGUACUGGAAAGCAGAAGGCAGCAUCUCUCAGAGAAAGUAAAAUACCAGCAUAAUGGUUUUCAGUCCUCUAACUGUACACAGCUUCCAGAAGAAAAGUUCAACACAAACCUAAUGGGCGACAUUUGGGAACAGACCUAUGAAGAGAAGCUGCAAAAGCAGCCAGGAAAUAGUCCUGAUCAAGACUCUUGGAAUACUAAACCUCCAAGCCAGUGCAUUUUCAGGAAGUCCGAUACAGUGCUUCAGGAACUGUUUGAACCAUUUCAUAGGCUAGACCCUAUGAAUUCUGCCAGGAAAAAUCCAGUCAUAAUGACCAGUAACGAAUCAGAAAACUGUGAGGGAAUAAAAGCACCGGUAUUUGAUUUUGUGAAGGAAACUGCAGAACUGAAAGCUCCCCAAGUUGGAAGUGGUUGUUCCUUUCUGGCCCUGUUUGAAGAUGAGAGCCAACCAAUCCACAAUAAUCCUUCCACAAAACAUUUUAAUCUUUUUGUUAACCAAAGCAGUACUGACAUUUUUUUCAUCCAUUCUGACGUUAGAAAUCAAAUGACUGACAGAAAUUAUCCUUACAACACUAGAAAGGCUUAUCCUGCAAUCAAUAAAAAAAAAAGUUCUGUAGACAGACACCUUGAAGGCAUUUUCACAACUCCAGAACUCGUUUUUCUUAAAAGUAACAAUGACUCAAGUGCAAGCUACAAGGAAACCAGUGGACUUCAUAAAACCGACCUGCAGAACUUUAAUGGAGGACAGCACUACUUCAUACCCUGUGAAAAGAAAGAAAAACAUGCAAACCUUGAAAAAAUUGAGACAUUUGCUUAUCACCAUGAUCAGCAGAUUAACUUAAAGGAGAAUGUGCAGAAUUAUUCAAGAAAAAAAAGGGAUGACGAGUCCAUGAAAGAAACAGCCUGGAGACAGAACCAGCUCUUUGGAUUUGAAGAGUUUACAAUAGCACGAGAGAAAGAGUCUAAGUUUGGAGCAAGUUCAAAUCUUCAUGAGAUGGAGAAAAAUAUGGAGUCACCACUCAGCAGCCAGUCUUACAGUUACUCUCCAAGGCAGACCGAGAGCUAUUUGAGCUGUAGUCCUGACACAUGUGAAGAGGAAGACACAGCCAAAAAGACAGAAUAUCUGAAUGAACAGUCUUUGAAGACACAUGAUGCCAAUCUCUCAGCAAGCAGAGAGGCCCCCAAGAGCUUCCACACCAGAACUGUGCUUCUCCAGCCCAGCAGUAAUUUGGCUAGAGAAGAAGCAAACAUUCUUCAGGAUAAAGGCUUAAUUUUUUGCACCAUAGAGGACAAAAAUAAAAACCAUGCUGCCCCAUCCGAGGGCAGCUCAGCACACCGAGCCCUUAAGAGAGAGCACGUCACUCGCAGCACCAGGUGUGAUGUUUGGUCGCAGACUGACCGCUCUGUGACAGAAGUAGAGAAGACGGAUGUGGCCACUCAGUGUGGCACCCUGCGGGUGUGCAACUGUGGGGGCUCCCUGCCCGCAGCCCGCAGCCCAGUCGGGGUCCCUCCUCCCCGCACCGCCGGCACCGCGGGAAAAGACGAACUGCCAGCGCAGGAGAUCCCGGAGCCCGCGGGCGCCGGCAGCGCGGCCGGGACUGCUGCCCUUCCUUCUGAAGCCGAGUACCUGAGUCUGGCUGGCAAAAGGACUCUGGAGGUGCUGAACUACAUUGAUAAAAUGAAGGAGAGAGAUAAGCAGUGACCAACUAGAAUGGCAUGGGGGGAACACAGAAGUUUUGUUCUGUUCUCAGUGUGUUUCAUUCACUUGGCAUGUUUUGAUUUUUCUAGUCUGGUUGGACAAAAAAUAUUUUUGCUGUUUGUUUGCUUUAAACUAUUAAUACCUGUGGAUUUCUGUCUAACUACUGGUAUCUCUAAAUAUGGGUUUCUAUAAAUAUCCAACUGUUAACACAUGAUUUUACAAUACCCUAGUAAAUAUAAGCAUCAGGAAUUAGAUUGGCUUUCUCACCAUAUAUCCAUAGGAUUCUGUAGUUUGGGAUUGACUUUGCUUCUUUUAACGUAGUAGAAAGAUGCUGUUUCACUUCAAAACAUUUUUGAUGUGGGUCCUAGUUCAGAGCUAUUUUCUGGUUCUUAUCCAUUUUAACAGACAAACUCGCCUUUUCUGUGUGUUCAUACUAAAUACAAAAAUGGAAAACAACAGAAAAUGUACAUCUGCACACAUAGAAUAGAAUGUAAUUUAAAAAGAACUAAUUUAUUAUUUUAAAAAAAUGCUGAGUUUUCCUUCCACAGGAGAUCUAUUGAUACACUCUCUGGCUGUUAAUACUAACAAAUCUUUCAUGUGUUUCUGUAUUCUGUCUGCAAAUUAAAAAUUUGAACUACUUUCCUCUUCAGUAUUUAUGUGAAGUCACAAAUCACAACAAAAUAAAAGUUUCUGAUAAUAUU